AUGACUAGAAGGAAUCAAACUGCCAUCACAGAGUUCCUCCUCCAGGGCCUGCCCAUCGAGUCAGAGCAGAAAAACCUGUUCUAUGCCCUGUUCCUGGCCAUGUAUCUUACCACCGUCCUCGGGAACCUCCUCAUCAUUUUCCUGAUUCGCCUGGACUCUCAGCUCCACACGCCCAUGUAUUUGUUCCUCAGUAACUUGUCCUUCUCUGACCUGUGCUUCUCCUCUGUCACAAUGCCCAAGUUGCUGCAGAACAUGCAGAGCCAAGUCCCAUCCAUCCCCUAUGCAGGCUGCCUGACCCAGAUGUACUUCUUUCUGUAUUUUGGAAGCAUGGAGAGCUUCCUCCUUGUGGCCAUGGCCUAUGACCGCUAUGUGGCCAUCUGCUUCCCCCUGCACUACACCACCAUCAUGAGCCCCAAGCUCUGUCUCUCUCUGGUGGCGCUGUCCUGGGUUCUGACCACGUUGCAUGCCAUGUUACACACUCUGCUCAUGGCCAGGCUAUGUUUUUGUGCCAGUAAUGUGAUUCCUCACUUUUUCUGUGACAUGUCUGCUCUGCUGAAGCUGUCCUGCUCUGACACCCGAGUCAAUGACGUGGUGAUAUUUAUCAUGGGAGGCCUUAAUGUCAUCAUCCCGUUCCUACUCAUCAUCACCUCCUAUGCACAAAUUGUGAUGUCCAUCCUCAAGUUCCCUUCUGCUAGAGGUAUGCGCAAGGCCUUCUCCACCUGUGGCUCCCACCUGGCUGUGGUGUCGCUGUUCUAUGGAACAGUUAUUGGUCUGUAUUUAUGCCCAUCAGCUGACAAUUCUACUGUGAAGGAGAUGGCCAUGGCUAUGAUGUACACUGUGGUGACGCCCAUGCUGAACCCCUUCAUUUACAGCCUGAGGAACAGAGACAUAAAGGGAGCCCUGGGAAGAGUCUUUUCAAAAAGAAAUCUAUUUCUGUAUGAUGGUAAAACUUAG
This is a messenger RNA of Pipistrellus kuhlii (Kuhl's pipistrelle), 954 nucleotides long. Its product is annotated as olfactory receptor-like protein DTMT. NCBI's taxonomy places the organism in Eukaryota, Metazoa, Chordata, Mammalia, Chiroptera, Vespertilionidae. Gene Ontology annotation, cellular component: membrane. Bases 1 to 954 code for a protein of 317 amino acids. Gene Ontology annotation, biological process: G protein-coupled receptor signaling pathway. Gene Ontology annotation, molecular function: olfactory receptor activity; G protein-coupled receptor activity. The transcript has a single exon. The record is from RefSeq and is a predicted model, not a curated record.